Messenger RNA from Mizuhopecten yessoensis (Yesso scallop), 1066 nucleotides. Its product is annotated as 50S ribosomal protein L9-like. Gene Ontology annotation, biological process: translation. Gene Ontology annotation, molecular function: structural constituent of ribosome. The record is from RefSeq and is a predicted model, not a curated record. The transcript has 8 exons. NCBI's taxonomy places the organism in Eukaryota, Metazoa, Mollusca, Bivalvia, Pectinida, Pectinidae. Gene Ontology annotation, cellular component: mitochondrion; ribosome. The coding region runs from base 117 to 923 and encodes 268 amino acids.
AUUGAUAUCGGUCUUGAUUGAACUUGAACCGUCCGCACAUUUUCUUCCAUGGACUGGAUGCUUCCCGAUCGUUCAACAGUUCGUUAGUAAGCAAAGGGACACAGAUAACUGUGAUCAUGUUUCGUUCUUUACUACAAAAUGCCAAGGUGGUGAACUCACUGAGCCUUCAGCCUUGUCCAAACUGUCUGCAGCGAUUGAUGCCGACCUCCCUUAACUCUCAGCCAGUCAGGACAGCUGUGGUAAUGGAGAGGUUGAACCCGUUACCACUGCACAAGAGCACCAAACAAGCGCGUCUCAAGACACGUCACUUCAUCUACAAAGUUUCCAACAGCCGCAAGGACAAUUACUUAGUCAAAGCCAAGGCCAUCCUCAUUCAGAAUGUCAGACAUACCGGUAGAGCUGGAGAUGUAUUAUAUCUCAAUCAAUCUCUAUUUUACCACAAAUUGUUUCCUAUGGGGCAAGCGGUAUUUGCAACUGAAGCCAACCUGGAGCUCUAUGAUGAUCUGAUAAAGAAGCGAGGCCUGAACGCUAAGAAAGCUAAAGAAAAACAGCAGUUAGUUAUUAUUAGAGCAGAACAGACCGUAAAUGAUCUGACAGGGAUGCGUCUGCCCAUCGCCCUGAGUAAGGCUACCGACACCGAGCUGACGCCGACACACGUGAUGGUUGCUCUCUGGAAGGCGGGGAUAGAAGCGACGGAAAGUUCCAUCACAAUGCCAGAGGAACCAGUCACGGGGAAAGAGGAGUUCACACUUUCAUUGAGGAUCAAUGACGAGUACACAGCACCGUUUACUGGAGUCAUUUACCGAGUAUCCAAAGACAGUGACCAUCUCAUUCCCAGUGAGUUUGACGGAUUCCUCAAGCGAACGUCAGAAACGAAAAAAGGUGCUGAUGUAAAAACUGAUGAGAGUGCAGAUAAAUGUUGACAAUCAUAAGGAACGGGGCAGAAAUAUAUAUUGUGACGAGGAUUAUAGUGAAGAUUACAGUGAUCAUGAGAUGGAAGAAGUUUAUGAGUGUUGAAGUCAUGCUUGUGUAUUUAGUGAGAUCAAUAAAAGGACAUUUAAAGGAA